Messenger RNA from Rosa chinensis, 2559 nucleotides. RefSeq names its product glutamate receptor 2.8. Bases 1 to 2559 code for a protein of 852 amino acids. The record is from RefSeq and is a predicted model, not a curated record. Lineage: Eukaryota; Viridiplantae; Streptophyta; Magnoliopsida; Rosales; Rosaceae. The transcript is spliced from 5 exons. Gene Ontology annotation, cellular component: plasma membrane. Gene Ontology annotation, molecular function: signaling receptor activity; ligand-gated monoatomic ion channel activity.
AUGGAGGCAGACUUUGUUAUAAAUGUGGGAACCGAAGCUAAAGUGCCCAUUUUAACCUUUUCUGCAUCAAGUCCUUGUCUUACUUCACUAGGGAGCUCCUUCUUUUUCCGACUUACACAAAAUGACUUGAUCCAAGUGAAAGCCAUAAGUGGUAUCGUUCAGAACUUUGGAUGGAGACAAGUUGUUCCCAUCUACGAAGACAAUUCUUACGGAGAGGGAAUCAUACCUUUUCUAAUUGAUGCCUUGCAAGAAUGUGAUGCUCAUGUUCCCUACAGAAGUGUAGUUUCUGAAUCAGCCACUGAUGAUCAAAUUGAAAAAGAGCUUUACAAGUUAAUGACGAUGCAAACUAGAGUCUUCGUUGUUCAUAUGAUGAAUCUUGAUCUGUGCUCUAAGUUAUUUUCCAAGGCAAAAAGUAUUGGAAUGAUGAGUACAGAUUAUGUUUGGAUCAUGACUGGUGGGAUAUCUAAUCGUAUAAACUCGAUGAGUUAUUCAGACCGAAAUUCCAUGGAAGGUGUAUUAGGCAUACAAACAGACAUUCGAAGAACACCAAAGCUUAAGGAAUUUGAAAGGCGGUGGAAAAUGAAAUUCCAACAAGACAAUCCAAACAUAACUUUGGAUGUUUAUGGAUUUCAAGCUCAUGAUGCUAUCUUUGCACUAGCUAUGGCAGUCGAACAAUUUGGAAAUACAAGCAUCGAAUAUCAAAAUGCGAGCGAUUCCUUAAAGGCAACAGAUCUUGAUGCUCUUAAGGUAUCUCAGUAUGGUCCAGAACUUGCUAAAGCCCUAUCUCGUACUAGAUUUGAAGGCAUUGCUGGAGAGUUCAAUGUCGUAGAAGGGGAGCUUCAGUCGACAACUUAUAAGAUAAUUAAUAUAAUUGGUGGUAAUGUAAAGAGAAUUGCAUUGUGUACUCCACAGAAAGGAAUGGUUUCAGCAAACACAAGCAAAGUCUUUACUAAUUCCAAGUGCAUUUUUGAACCCAUUAAAUGGCCAGGUGAUUCUUUCUCUGUUCCUAAAGGAUGGGAGAUCCCAACUAACAGAAAGAAGUUGAGAGUAGGAGUUCCAGUCAAGGAUAGUUUGACUGAGUUUGUUAAGAUCACGAAAGAUCCUAACACUAAAACAACGGCUGUCACAGGGUUCUGUAUCGAUGUCUUCAAUGCUGCAUUGGAAUUAUUACCGUAUGCUCUUCCUUAUGAGUUCAUUCCUUAUGAAAAUUCUAAUGGCUCGAUGGCUGGGACUUACGAUGAUUUGGUCUAUCAAAAAUUUGAUGCUGUUGUUGGAGAUACAACAAUUAGAGCGAACAGAUCCUUGUAUGUUGACUUUACAAUGCCAUACAGUGAAUCUGAUGUAGGAAUGGUUGUGCCAAUCAGCGACAGCAAAAGCAAAAAUGCAUGGAUUUUCAUGCAGCCUUUGACAUGGGGCCUUUGGUUGACAACUUUGUGGGAGAAAGUGGUUAGCAACUCAGCUAGAUUUGUGAUUACUGUAUGGGUAUUUGUUAUGCUCAUAGUGACACAAAGCUACACAGCUAAUUUAUCAUCACUAUUAACAGUCCAACAACCCCAGCCCACUGUUACCGAGUUAAAUGAUCUUUUAAGGAAUGGCGAUAAUGUCGGCUACAGCAAGAAUUCUUUUGUUCGUGAGGUCUUGAUUGAAAAGGGUUUUAAAAACAGGGUCAAAGAAAUUAAAUUGAUGGAAGAUGGUGACAAAGAACUCACAAAAGGUACUGCAAAGGGUGGUAUUGCUGCUUUUGUUGGUGAUACCCCAGCCUUGGAGUUUUUUCUUGCAAAGUACUGCUCCAAAUACAUCAUGGUUGGACCUAUCUCCAAAACUAAUGGGUUUGCCUUCGUGUUCCCUAAAGGUUCACCUCUUGUAGCUGAUAUGUCAAGCGCAAUCCUAAAUGUGACCGAAGGGAAGAAGAUUAUGAAGAUUGAAGCCAAUUGGAUUAAGAAAGAAAGCAAUUGUCAAGGCUCAAGUUCCAGCAAUAUCUCUGGCCCCAACAGUCUUGGCCUUAAUAGCUUCUGGGGACUAUUCCUCGUUGCUGGGAUCGUUUCUGUAUUCUCUCUUAUCAUUUUUUUCACUUCCUUCAUUUACAAGCACAAGCAUGUCUUGAUGUCCCCUGAUUCAACAGCUUCUACAUGGAGAAGGAUUCGUGCCAUAUUUGAAACUUUUGAUGACAGAGAUGCCAGCUAUUAUAGUUCUACAAGUAGUCAACAUUUGAAAAAGUUCAGUGGGGGAGCUGCACUGAGCAGAGGGUGUUUGGUAGCGAGCCCAAUCUUUGGAACCCGAGUGGUGGGGGUCAACGUGCCUGAUCAGGGCAAUCGUAGACUGUUGACGUGUCCCCGUAUCCCGGAGGGACGUAACCUUAUUGUAACGCCGUGUGGCGGUCGUCAUCAGAAUGAGGCGUUGCCUCAGGAAUCGUCUUUGGCGGAAAUCCUUCCGCUGAUAGUAAGCAGCAAGCAGUGUCGCAGGGACCUGCUUGGUAGUAGCCCAGUGAGCGGUGUUGCGCUCAUCGGAGACUGUCGUGCUUGCAAGAUGAAAAGGGAGAAGUCCGCUAGCGGAGAUUGA